Dracunculus medinensis (Guinea worm) is the source of this 2178-nucleotide messenger RNA. NCBI's taxonomy places the organism in Eukaryota, Metazoa, Nematoda, Chromadorea, Rhabditida, Dracunculidae. The record is from the annotation of a GenBank genome assembly.
AUGAGCUUUGUUAUUAAUAAUAUUAUUUUGCAAUUAUAUCAUUUCGUACCACUAGGACCAAUGUCAUAUUCCAUAACUCAAUCCAUCAAUAAUAAACUAAAAUAUUUAAUAUCGAUAAUAGAUAACGCCAUUUUUAUUCCAUUAGCUAUAGGCCGUCUCUAUGACAUCUCUAAACCUCUUAAUUCGAUUUUCCAUUCUUGCAAAAUACAUUUUUCUCAAUCUUUUAAGAAUGCAAUAAAAAUAUUUCAUUGGUUUGCCAUCAUUACAUAUUAUAAUUUUUUCAAGGAUGAUGUUGGCAUCGAUACUAUAAAUUUUAACAAAUAUUCGCCUCAGCGAUCUGUUUAUCAAAAUAUUAAUGAAGAUUCAAGAAACGUUAGAUUGUUGAUCGAGAACUGGCAACGAGCAAAUACAAAUAUUUAUGGCAAAAAUUCAUAUAGUGAAAUUCUCAACGAUCGAAAUUUUUGGAACAGAAGUGCAUCGGCGGCUCAAUUAGUUGUCACCGAGGGUCGAUUGUAUCCUGCUGUUCGUUUACAGUCGGGUCCAUAUGGAAGUUAUCAGUUAGGAACAACCGAAACCGAUCGUUAUCUUGCUGAUUCUCAGAAUAACGCACCACAAAUUCAAUCAGACUUUAGAGAAAAAGCAGGAAUAGCUGAUGAUCCCACAUAUAUUCAUACUUCACGAGGAGAUGAUCAACAAUCUCAUGUCGCAACAAUACCUUCAAAUAACCAUGAAAAACCGACGCCUCCCAAUAAUUCCAAUGCAGGCUAUCCUCCAGAACAAUUUUUUCUCUCAGCUGAACAAAGAAUGCCCUCAGCUGAACCAAAAGAACUAGAUUUAUCUAUUUAUGAAGGCCAUCCUUCUCAGCAGGUUGCUUCUACUGUUGGUCAAGAGACGACUGAACUUUAUUCAAGGCUAGCUCCAGAAUACUAUCAGUCUAUGAUCACAGAACAGCCGUGUUUAAAAAGCGAAAUUGAACCGAACCAAUUUCAUGGUCCCAUUGGGCCAUCGCGGUUGCCAACGAGAAAUUCAUACGGUGAUGUGGAAGCCAGUUAUGGACUUGAUCAUACUAGCACUACCACUAUAGAGACAUUGACACCAUGCAUUAAUCCAACUGUUUUGAUGAUCAAGGAAGGAGAUGAUUUUUAUACAUCAGUACAACCAAAAGCGUCUUCUAUCCCUGUAUCUAAAGCUUAUCAAUUGAUAGAUCAACCUUACCCUCCAUCACCAAGCUCACCUGGUCAAAGAACUUUCACGUACGAUCCAAACUUUGCUAUCUCACAAAGUUUUCAACAAAGUUUUCAAGAGUACAAAUCACCAGAGUAUUUUCAAUCGCCCUCGCCUCCACCUUUUUCAUUUACUCCAUCGUUUACCAAAAAUUUACCAAUGCAAGAGAUGUACCAGCCGCUAGAGCCUCAACCUCCUUCUUCUUCACCACCACCUUCUCCACCCUCUCUAUUUACCACAUUCCCACCAACUUUUGAAGAGUAUCAGUCACAGUCACCACAACUACCACUGCCACCAUCACAACCACCUUUUAUAAUUACCACACCUCCACAGAUCUUCGAAGAAUAUCAAUCACAGCCUUUUCCACCAUCACCUUCACCACCAGAAUUACCUCCUAUUUCUUUUACUGGAAAAACGGAAACUUCCAUGCCAUCUUUUUUCACUCAGCGAUCGCUUACUACAGGGACUCAGACUUUUCCAUUUUUAACGACAAGCGAGAUGUACUCUUCAACUUCUGGAAUAGUUGAAAUAGCUUUUUCUUCAAUUCCUCCUACAACGACAUCUCCGAUAUUUUCGACUAUUACACGAGAAAUAGUCUCACCAAGCCGUCCUUUCACAGUGGAAGAAAUUUCGACAUUUAUAUCAACUGAAGAGACCAAAGAAAAACCCUUUCCGGUGACGACAAUUCAACCAUCAUUUCCAAAAUUCUUUACCACUACAACUUAUCCAUCUUCACCAGCAAUUCCUAGUGAAAUUUUCACGCCACAACGUCCAAUUCCUUCAAUGAGAAUUACGCCAGCAAUCGUUCCAAAUCGAAUUCGAGGUAAAGCACUUGUCGUUUGUGGUGAAGAUGGAAUCAGCUUUCGUAUUAUAACAUUGUUUCCAUUCACCGGACAAAUUUUCUCGCAAGACCAUAAAAGAAUUCCAAGUAGAAUAAUACUAAUAUUGUACUAA